This is a messenger RNA of Pieris rapae (cabbage white), 2124 nucleotides long. It is a transcript of the gene Cluap1, whose product is annotated as clusterin-associated protein 1. Gene Ontology annotation, cellular component: intraciliary transport particle B; centrosome; cilium. The record is from RefSeq and is a predicted model, not a curated record. Lineage: Eukaryota; Metazoa; Arthropoda; Insecta; Lepidoptera; Pieridae. The coding region runs from base 83 to 1528 and encodes 481 amino acids. The transcript is spliced from 8 exons. Gene Ontology annotation, biological process: cilium assembly.
ACCAUUCAUUUAAUGAAAUGAUGUCGGUAACUUUCUAUGACGAUAGUAACAUUUAUGCAUUUCAAUAGAUUUCAGUGAAGAUAUGCGUGUACUCGGUUUUCCUGAGCAUAUAUCCAUGGAAAGUUUUCGUACGCCCAAUUGGGAUUUGUUGGACUCAUGCCUUCGAUGGCUGGCAGCCAGAUUGGAACCCGAUGCUGUACUGGCCGGCGGCAAGGAUACGAUGGAGCGAAGAGUUGCAAUGGUGAUGCACGCUGUGGAAAUAUUUCACUCCCGUGCAAACUUGAAGCUGAAUGGCAAGAAAGUGUACGGAGCGGACGGAUGGGCGGUUCGUGAGUUGCUGAAGGUGGCGGCACUGCUUCGCACGGCCCUGGAGACGCCGCCGCCCUCGGACCGCCCGGAUCACGUGCCUUUGCUGUACGACGUCACCUCACGGAUUGGCGAAAUAAAGCAAGCCCGCAGUCUGGCCACAGACAUAACGGCGCAGGGGGCUUAUCUGCACGACUUGUUGGCGAAGGAGCCGGAGAACAAGGCGAGUCCCAUAACAAUAGUCGAAUUUAGUAUCUUCCGCUCAAUUAUAAGCAUACCACUGGUCGGGCAGGAGUCUCGCAGCCGCGCCCUGUCUCGUCCGCUGGACACGAGCGCGACUGAGGCGGCGCUGCGUCGGGCCUCGGCGGUGGUGGCAGAGCGCGUCGCGGCCACUCGCGAGGCGGCGGAGGCGGCGGCGGGGAGCGAGGCCGCUCUAGUCGCGAAGGCCGAGCGGCGCCGAGCUGAGUUGCAGCGUGCAGAGAAGCGCCUGCGCACGGUGCAGAAGAUCAAACCAGUGUACCAAGCGGAGCUGACGGCUCUGGAGACGGAAAUCGAACAGCUUUGGGAUCAGUACGUGGUGAGGUACCGGUGUGUGGAGGCGCUUAAGCAUCAGCUCAGUUUGUUGGAGAUGGCACAGAAUGAGUCUGCCGAAGAGCAGCAGGCGUCGAUCCUUCAGCUGAUUCACAAAUACGAAGCCGAAGACGUGUUGGGGAAGCUCAGUGACUCUGAUGAGAUGAACUCGAGCGAAGGCGAAAGGGAGACGAAGCCGCGAGCCGCCUCUCGACCUCGGACGAGGCUGCGGAUCAAGACUGCAGGAAACACGAUCCCGGAGAAUCGCGGGGUGUGGGCGGGACGCGACUCACUGGACAUCCGGGACGAAGACGACUCCGACACCGAUUCGGAUCCGGACGUCUCCGACACUCAGCUCUUCGGGGCGGCGGGAGGCAGCGGGCGGGCGGCGCGGUGGUCUCGUCGUCCGGGCACGCGCACCCUGACCCACGAGGGGCACUACGCGGACCUCGGCCUAGGUAAGGGUCAGUUUCGCCCAUGUGGCCUCGAUUCGACGACUCUGCCGAUGUUAUGCCUCGCUGUUCGAUGCCAUUGCAGGGUUGGAGCGCAAGCUGGUGGGGCCCGAGGACGGAGACUCCCUCGGAAGUUCUUCGGAGAGCGAGUUGCGCCUCUCCAGCCCCAAACUCGGCCGCAACUCGGCCUUAAGCGAUAAUGAGUUCUGAACGCGAUUUUAAUAUAAUUCUGUCUCUUUUUGUAUCAAUCAGAAUCAGAUUUUUAAUUCCGUAGAAAUUUUAUAAGUGUUGCUACUAAAAAAUGUCUCCCCAGGGAAAAUAUUUCCCCUUUUUAGAGAGUAAUGAAAUUAAAUGCGACGUAUUUUAGGUUUAACCUAUAAAAAGGAUAAGUAAUCUAUAUAUUUACUUAGGUAUAAUUCGAGUUAUACCUAUUACAAAAUAACAAACAUUUCAAUAUCACGAAUAAUAUAUCGAAUAAACUUUAAUUACUUUAUUUUAUUUAUUACCUGGCAUCAGUGCCUACUAAAUCCAGGUUUAGAAACCCUCAAACUAUGUUAACUUGUGCGUUUUUAAUUGUUUGUGAUGAGAUUUAAAAUUUAGACAAAAGGGACGUAACUAUCACUCGCCGUUAAACCACUUCUAAUGUGGAGCACUGCAUAUAAUAGCAUCGACACAUUCACUAACAAAUAAAAGGUAUGUAUCGAUUCAGACGUUCAGACUCGAAUUGAAAUGAAAAAAAAUGUGCGCGGCCAAAAAGGUUUGCCAUCUCUGACAUGUCAAAAAAUGAUAGCUGUCA